AUGCAGUCCCCGCCCGCGUCUCCGCCCAAGAGCAGCAGCGCGUCCCCCACCAAGAACGAGUUCCUCUACAAGGUGAUCGUCAUCGGCACGAAGGCGGUGGGAAAGACCAACCUGCUCUCCGUUGCGGCCCGUGGUGAUCAGUUUGACGAGCGCAGUCCGCCAACACUUCAACCCGAGUUCGUCACAGUCAAAGUGCAGCGCCCAGACUGGAAAUUCGGCGAGCCCAACCAAUUCAUUCGCGCGCAGGUGUGGGAUACGGCAGGCCAGGAGAGGUUCCAGGCCAUCUCCAGCUCUCACUACAGACGUGCAAACGGCGCGCUCAUCGUGUACGACGUGAGUGAGAAGAGCACCUUCAAGGACAUUUGGCCAGGCGAGAACGGGUGCCAGUGGCUGACCGCGCUCAAGAACAACUCGGAUCCGUCACUGCUCGCAGCGGUCAUCCUCGUGGGGAACAAGGUCGAUAAGCUCAAGGAGCGGUCGACCGUCUUCAAGGACCCCAAGGACGGACUCGGCUGGCUGUACGAGGCCAAGCCGAAGGACGUGACCCCUUUCCGGAUAGCCAACAGCCUCAUGUACGCGCGGACGUCCGCACGUGACAACACCGCCGAGCUGUUUGAACUGACCGAAAAGGUCGUUCCAAGCCAGGGGCUGACGAUCCAAGGCUUGGCGAUCCAAGGGCUGCCCGAUUUCUUGAAGACGGAGCCCGAUAAACAAAAGCUGGAGUACGAACCCACGAUAGAAGUGAAAACAAUUUCCCAGGCGCUCGAAGCGCUGCUGCUUCGGAUUUACGCUCGGUCGAAGGAUAUGGAGGCGGGGGCCUCGAAGACCAGUGGUAAGGCCUUCCACCUCCAUGACACAAAGCAGGCACAAGCGGGUGGGUCGUGCUGCUGA
Messenger RNA from Phytophthora sojae, 891 nucleotides. RefSeq lists its product as hypothetical. Bases 1 to 891 code for a protein of 296 amino acids. Gene Ontology annotation, cellular component: endosome. The transcript has 4 exons. The record is from RefSeq and is a predicted model, not a curated record. Lineage: Eukaryota; Oomycota; Peronosporomycetes; Peronosporales; Peronosporaceae. Gene Ontology annotation, molecular function: GTP binding; GTPase activity.